AUGAAUCGAGAAGAGCGAUACCGAAAAAUCGUAGAAAGCAGACAAAUUGAUGUUUCUGGCUACGUAUACAAUAUUCCGUUGACAAUUGCUGCAAGUGAGUUUUUCGAAUUUUUGAAGGGAAAAUAGACGAAGAUUGCAGUAUAUGAACGCGAUGAUGAAGAUGAAGAUGAUGAAGAUGAAGAUCCGAUGGACAAGGAGAUUGAUUUGCAAAUAAGAAAAAGAAGAAUGAGCGGAGCUGUUUCAUCAUCAACAAUAUCAAAUGAAACUCCGAAGUCGAGAAGACCAGCAAGAAUCUGCAAAGAAUCGUCGCCUCCAAAUAUCUCUACUCCUACAUCUUCAAAUGAUUCUUCGACGUCAGGAAGAGCAUGGAAAUUCGAAAUCUCGCCACCAAUUGAAGCAAAGUCAAGUAGAUCUCGAUGUCAAAAAUCCGCAGAAAUGUUCGAAAUUCGACAAGAAAAAGGAGAAAACGAUGAAGAGGAGGAGGUUAUACUUGUGAAGAAAAAACCGGUGAGACGUCGUGUGAUUAUAUCAAGUGACGAAGAAGAGGAAAUCGAGAAAAAAUCAAUUGAAUAUAUCACAUUAGGUGAUUCGUCUGAUGAAGAAGAAGAAGAUAGAAUUUUGGAGCCGGUGAAAAAGCGGGAAAGGAAGCCGAGAGUUGCAACAACUUCUGAGAAAAUCGAUAAGAAACGAGCUCGAAAACCGAAUUUCAUGGAAACCGAUCCAGCCAUCAACCCAGCGGAAAUUUAUUUGGAUAUGGUUCACAAGCUUCCGGAUAAGCCGCGGAAAAAGAGAGAAGUGAAAAUACGUGAAAUCUUCGCAACACCGCCGGAACAAACGGAUUUGUCGAUUUAUUUGGGACCUGAAGAUGAAGUGAGUUUUUCACCAGAACAUACAUAAAAUGAGUCCCCAUAAUCCGGGUGAGGGGCUUAACUUUUCUCAAAAAUCUAAAGCGAAGGGUGCCUAACCUGGCCAAUUUUUUGUUGAUAAUCUACCUAAAUUCCCAGAUUUAUCCAAAAAUUACUCGAAAAAUUGAGGAAAGGGCUUUAACUUUGGAAAUUUUUUAAAGAGGGACCAUAACUGAAAAUUUUGGCCCGGGGGACCUAUUAUAUAUAUGCACCAGAAGCUUGCUAUUUUCAAAAAAUAUUCAAUUAUUUUCAGCAAUUUCAAUAUUUGCCACACUUCGAUGAAGAAGUUAUCGAGCAAAAUCUCCACGAUUUUGAAGUGAAUGACUUUAUCACUGGUGAAACUGAUGAACUUCAUCCGGAGGAUAUUGUUGAAAUUGUGAGUUUUUCUUCGGAAAAUUUCUUUUUUAAUAAAGCUUGGUUGAGAUUUUUUCCGAAAAUUUGAAACAGGAAUUUCUCAAAAAACCGCAAUUGACUCAAGGUAUUUUUUGUGAAAAAAAAACUGAGUUUUUCAAGAUUCAAAAAUCGAACGAAUUUUCACCGAAAACAACAAUUUUGCUGAAAAGUUGCCCAUAUUCUAAUUUUUGCCACGUGGAUUUUUUGGUGAAAAAAAAGUUGAUAAAUUGAAAAAACUUCAGCAAAUUGAACUCCCCAAUCAAAUCACGCCACCUUUGGACUUGGACGAAACUUCGGAAGGAGUUCUAAGAUUUGCAGAAAUCCAAGAGCAAGUCAACAAGAAUCAUUCUUACGAUAUCGAAACAAAUGCCGAUAAAUUUGAUGAUUUGGUUGAAUUUGUAAAUUCUCCAACAAACGAAACAUCUCUGUGCAAUAUCCCAAUUUGA
This is a messenger RNA of Caenorhabditis angaria, 1744 nucleotides long. NCBI's taxonomy places the organism in Eukaryota, Metazoa, Nematoda, Chromadorea, Rhabditida, Rhabditidae. The record is from the annotation of a GenBank genome assembly.